Molecule: messenger RNA, 3329 nt
Organism: Lytechinus variegatus (green sea urchin)
Lineage: Eukaryota; Metazoa; Echinodermata; Echinoidea; Temnopleuroida; Toxopneustidae
Product: proto-oncogene Wnt-3-like
Exons: 3
Coding region: 122-1015 (297 amino acids)
Biological process (GO): multicellular organism development; neuron differentiation; cell fate commitment
Cellular component (GO): extracellular region
Molecular function (GO): cytokine activity; frizzled binding
Source: RefSeq, a predicted model, not a curated record
UAAUUCCAGGUUCCUUGGGGCUGCUUAUGGAACAGCACCUGAGCCGGUGGAGAUCCCAUGCAAGGGCAUUCCCAACAUCUCGGGCAAACAGGUGCGAUUUUGCCUCAAAAACCAAGAUAAGAUGCCCACGGUCGCUGAGGGCGCCCAUCACGGUAUUCAAGAGUGCCAGCACCAGUUCAGAGGGAGAAGGUGGAACUGCACGACGAUUGACGGCGACCAGUCUGUAUUUGGCCGCGUUUUGGACAGGGCAUCUAGGGAGACAGCCUUCGUCAACGCCAUCCUUGCCGCCGGCGUGACUCACUCGGUCACGCGGGCAUGUUCACGAGGGGACUUCUUGGAAUGCGGUUGUGACCGCACCCACCGCGGUCCACCGGGCGGUAGAAACGGCAUUGUCCCGAACGCUACCUGGAGAUGGGGCGGUUGCAGCGAAGAAGUGUGGUACUCCAUGGAACUUACUAAGGAUUUCUUGAAACCAACCUCAACCAAGAGAGCGAGGACAAAGAUGGAUCGACAUAAUACAGAUGCUGGACGAAAUGCCGUCCUUCAUAACAUGGAAUUGCGAUGCAAAUGCCACGGUGUCUCUGGGAGCUGUGAGCUCAAGACAUGCUGGUGGGAGAUGGCGCCCUUCAGGAAACUCGGAGACGCCCUCAAGACAAAGUACGACAUGGCUGCAGAGAUGUCCGUCGAACGACAGCGGAAAGGGCGAACCUUCGUCGAAGAGCUGGAGCCUCGCUACGACGAUUUUAAGGAACCUACGUCCAAUGACCUCAUCUACUACGACCAGUCUCCCGAUUACUGCAAUUUCGACCCUGAGGUAGGAUCGUUUGGAACGCAAGGAAGGGAGUGUAACCGGACCUCUCACGGCAUUGACGGUUGCGAACUGCUCUGCUGCGGCCGUGGUCACAAUACGAUGACGGUGGUUAGGAGAGAACGGUGUGACUGCGUCUUCGUCUGGUGUUGCAAAGUGGUUUGCAAAGAGUGUGUUCGGGUUAUUGACGUCCACACUUGUAAAUAGCAAGAAAAAUAAACAAACAAACAAGACACGUGAUAUAAACUGUGUUAGGAUAUAAAGACAGUGACGAUCCAGAAGUAAGAAUUCAAUUUUGAUAGUUUGGAGCUUACAGCGGACUUUUCAUGAUCAUCCACCGAACCGUAAUUCGAGCGUUCAAACGCUCGCGGUAUUCGAACUAUCCCGCCAAUUUAUGAUUAUAUUUCAAGACAUAUGGCAAAUUUGUCUUAGUAUGAAGCCUCUAUUGUUAGAGUUAUUCUGUAUAUGAUGAAUUGAUUAAGGAAACCUGAAUAUCUAUAAAAAAAAAAUCAUGUUGUGCCAUAGUUUUUAAUUAUUAUUAAUUUCAUCUUUAGCUCAAAAUAUAGCACUCAUUGUCAUGGAUUUUAUUGCCUAUACAACAAAUAGGAAACAGGGACCACAUUCUAAUCUCUAUUUUCUUAAAAUGAUUGAAAAAGGGUAUUAAUCGACAUUUGUUUUCAUCAUAAUUGUACGCGGUGUUGGAACGGACUGGGCAACGGAAAACGAACAACGGAAAUAAACUAUUUCCGUGAUGGGAACUCUGCAUAUUGAUGCUUGUUGCCGCAAGAUGGCGCUACUGGACAUUUGUAAAUAAGUGGCUUGAUUUACUGCAGCUAUGACGAUAUUAUACUGAAGAAGACUGUAUCAAUCAAUCUACGCAAUUUUAGGCUAGUGUCAUCAUCUCUAUAAAAAAGGAGGGGGCGCUUGUUCGACAAAAACUACCAACAUUUUCUGAAAAGGGACAUCUGAAAUCCAUCACCUGGUUCAAUACAUAGCUAUAUUGUUCAGUUGUUGCCAUGAUGACCAGGUAUACACUGAAAAAUGCUGAAAAAAGCACGUUGUUUAAGCCCGUCACUCUAACAACUAUUGUUUAGAUUCUUUAAACAACUUUAUAAACUUUUUAAACAAGUUGUUUAAAAAGUUUAAACAAUUACAAAAAGUUAAAGCAACUCGUUGUUAGAGUGACGAGCUUAAACAAUGUGCUACUUUUUCCUUUGCAUGUAUGCCUACGUGAAAACAAUUUGCAUAAUUGCAUACAAGAGGUAAAACAUUAUUCUUAAUUUGUAAUUGAUAAAACGACUGCUUCACUUUUCUAUUGUUUCGUUGAUGUGAUCGAUUAACAUAUUCAUUGGCAAAAUGGUUUGCCACAUUUGUUAAACCUAUUUUUCAAUAGUAUUUAUUUAUAUUUGGUGAAAAGGAUAAAACUUGUAUCAAUUACUUCAGUUUCUUCCUCUUUUUUUCCUUUUUAUGUCAGUAUUAUUAUCAUUUCAUUAAUGAAACCUUUAUAGAACAGUCAACAUUGCAGUCUUACUGAUAGAGAGUUUUAUUUCAAAGAAAAGGAUCGGCCAAUAGGGCGCUAUUGUCACAUUUAGGGUGCCGAUUUUUCUUAUGUAUACCACUACAAUCAUUUUAUUGGAAUUGUGUUCUUUAUUUCUAUGCAAAUUACAGUGCAUACAAAUUCUGCCUUAUUAUCUAGUAAUAUUGUUUAGAUAUGCCUUUAUCUAACAAGACGAAAAAAUACAUUUAUCUGCACAAAAUAAGCAAUUAUCAUUGUAUAUAAUGGUAAAUUCGGUGCUCUUUACUGUAAUAAGAUAAGAUUAUUUUUAUAUUUGCAUAAAAUUUCUAGGCAUUAGAUUUAAAGGCCUUUGAGGUACAACAUCUGUGUCAUAAUUAUGAUAGAAACUUUACAAACAAUAAUGUUCAUGACGUGUAUUUGUUGUAUUUCCAAAAAAAUGUGUUGAUUAAGGGUUGAGUCCUAUUAUUCGGCUCGUAAAAGAUUCUAUAAUUGUAGGUUGAGGGGAAAUAAAUUGACAUUAAUUGUCCCUUUAUAUUUAUGAGAACUCUUAACCUUGCAUAGAAAGUACUUAAUAGAGCAAAAUGACCUUUAGCCUUAUACAAUAAACGUAUAACCAUUAGAAAAAGUUCAAUAAAUAUUUUGAAUGAAUUAUUUUUCUUAGGAUUACUUGCCCCUCGAUAAUUUCUGAAAAUUAAUAUCCAUUCAUCAUCGUAAUCAUCAUCAUCAUCGUCAACAUCAUCAUUAUCAUCAUCAAUAUCAUCACCAUCAUCAUCAACUUCUUCGUCAUCAAUACCAUUACUGUCACCGUGACUUUUCAUAUUUUUAAUUUAGUUUUUACUCCAUUUUCUUAAUUCCAAACUAUUUACAUUCUUUCUAGUUUUGUGUAAUCAUUACAUUAAAGAUAAAGGAGAAUGUUUCAAUAGGUAGCUUAAAUGUAUUGAAUAGAUUCGAAUUUUAUUAUUUUUAAACUCAGUUCCAACAGUCCCAACCCCCCCCCCCCCCACA